AUGUAAAAUAUUGCAUAACAAUCAGAUCAAGAAAAAGAAGCUAACUAAUAAUUAUAAAAAAAAAGAUAAACCUGGAUUUAGCAAAAGAAACCUUAACCUUCAGAUAGCCUAAGCAAGUAACAUAAGUAUCAGCAAAAACAUAAGGCUAUUGCUAAGUAAAAUCUAAAGCCUCUUAAGAAAGAGAAGGAGAUUCUUGAGAAUUAAAAUUAAAUGAUGUAGAGAACGUAAAAGGAAUUAGUGAAGUUAAAUUAGUAAUUGAAGUAUCAGGAAUCUGAUUAGCAUCAGGAAUUAUUCUAUUAGUAUAGGAAUUAUUGUAACCAUUAGGAAUCCUAUCAUGUUUGAAUCCACUAAAAUGUGCACAGGAAUGAAUGGAGUAGAUUUUUAAUUCUUGGCUCUAACAGAUUUGAACAUUGAUCUAAUAAAGGAAGCUAUAAAAGAGGAAAUCAAAUGAGG
Messenger RNA from Paramecium octaurelia, 453 nucleotides. Lineage: Eukaryota; Ciliophora; Oligohymenophorea; Peniculida; Parameciidae. The record is from the annotation of a GenBank genome assembly.